Diatraea saccharalis (sugarcane borer) is the source of this 2171-nucleotide messenger RNA. The record is from the annotation of a GenBank genome assembly. Lineage: Eukaryota; Metazoa; Arthropoda; Insecta; Lepidoptera; Crambidae.
UACUUUCUUAUUGGACAUCUCUAUACGAUACUUGUUUGCUUGCUGGUGGUUGACUGACUAUUCUAUUUAGAUUCUAAUUGUGAUUGAUUGAUGUUUAUUUGAUUCUUUUGAUAUUGUUGUUUAAUAUUGUUUGUUCGCUGUUUAUUGCAAAUUUUUGAUUACUGUGCCACGGUUAUUUUCGCAACAAUGGCUUCCAUGGAUUUUGAUCUCUAACGCCAAAAAGUAUUUGUGUUUUGUAAGGCGUCCAGUGACUUGUGAAGUGACGCGCUACCCAUCUAAAGGCCAACAACAAGCUAUAAAUAAAUUACUUUUACAGUGUUAAAAGCAAUUUGUAAGACUCUAAUUCUUCUCUUAUUUGUGAUGUUCCCGCAUUCCAUCAGCGCGGCAGAAGAACAGAAGACGAAUUUAAUACCGAAGCUUCUUCAUUCAAAAAGAAAAGGCAUAUUUAUACCCAUGUUCAGAAAUACUGUACUUCGAUGCACAAACACAACAUUUCAUCUGAUAAAAAAUAGUUUGAGUGGAUAAAAUAUCUAGAAAGCAAUCUAGAAAAGAUGAAACUUCUAGAGAGCGGACGACUGGAGGCUCUUAGCAGAGCGUUGUCCAUAAUAAAUGGUGACAGUGCCGUACAAGGCCGCGUCGAAAGCUAUAGCUGUAAGAUGGCUGGUGGAGAAAAAGCAUUUUAUAAAAAAUUUACAGCAGAUGGGGAAACAACUCAUGACCUACAGGCUUUGUCCCCACCUGAAGGUGUUACAUACUUCAGUCAAAGUCUGUCAGGAGAUGAAGAAGGUGUACUUUGUGAUACCAUAUCAAGAAAGACUUUAUUCUACCUCAUUGCUACAUUGAAUGCUGCUUUCCCAGAUUAUGAUUUUUCAUUGGCAAAGAGCAGUGAAUUUAGUGCAGAACCUUCAUUGAGUUGGGUGCAAGGUGCGGUAGAUGUAGCAUUGUCACCUAUUGGUGGUACACGGUGGAGACAACUGAGGCCAGCUCUUUGGGCUGCUAUAGACGAAGAAGUACUCCUCACGGAGUGUCGGAUAUAUAGUUAUAAUCCCGACUUAGCAAGUGAUCCUUUUGGAGAACCUGGAUGUCUUUGGGCAUUUAAUUACUUCUUUUACAAUCGGAAGUUAAAACGUAUUGUCUUCUUUACCUGCAGAGCUAUGAGUCCUGUGUGUGCUGUUGACUCUGGAGUUGACUUUACAAUGGAUGAUGAUGAAGACUUUAACUGAAAAUUAUAUGCUUUUCUACAAACUGAAAGCAUUAUUUUGAGUCAUAGUAACAAAAAGAUAAAUUAUAUCUCUAUAUGAUACUUUACCAAUUUAUAUAUAUAGGUAUAUUAAAUACCAAAAUAACCAACUCUACUUAAAUUAAAUAAAUCAUUUGUUAACAUGCCACUUGUUAAAGAGUCAACUAGUGUGCAUAUUAUUUGAGAAGAGAGAGUUUUGUAUUAUAUUAUUUUAUAGAUUACUAUUUUUAUGUGUUGUAAAUCUUAAGUUUUGCUAUUAACAAAAGCUACCCUUACUGUGAAGUGCAAUGUUUGACAUUGUCAACUUUUGUUAGUGCAGUUCAACAGCAGUUUUACAGUGACAAAUAGUGAAAAGUUGCCCCACUAUCGAGUAUAACAUACCAGGUACUCAAUUUUACUGUUCCUAGGGUAACAAUAAGUUGCGUGUUUCAUAUGUUUUUGUUGUUUAAUUUUAAAUGUUUUGAAUAUUGCUAAAAAGUUUUGUUAAAUGUAAAUAACAAUUACUUUUUUCAAUGAACUUUUAUUUGGUAGUAUGGUCACAAAUAUAAGAUUUUUUUAUUUGAAAGUACGAAGAUAGUAUUUAAAAUAUUAAAUACAUCUUCUAAAUUCGUCGUCUGAAUAAUCCGCCUUUAUUUGGUGACACUGCCAAUUAAGAUUAGGCAUAGGAUGUUGUGAUUUUAGUAACAAAUUUUGUAAUACGUACUAGUUGUUAAUUUAAAUCUGACUUAUCAACAUUUUAAUAAUAAUAAUAGUUUGUAACAACUAUGUAUGAAUUUUAAUUAAUGUUAAAUACUUUGCAAAUUGAUCUUACUCAAAAAUCUGACGGCCACCAAUCUAAUACAACAUUCAGUAACUGAAUAUUUUUAGAAUUAAGUAAUUUAAACGCUAAAGUAGGUACAUUUAGCUAUUGUUAACAACAAAAACGAAAUAG